This is a messenger RNA of Eucalyptus grandis, 1982 nucleotides long. RefSeq lists its product as uncharacterized. Bases 274 to 1707 code for a protein of 477 amino acids. The transcript has 4 exons. Gene Ontology annotation, biological process: male meiosis II. NCBI's taxonomy places the organism in Eukaryota, Viridiplantae, Streptophyta, Magnoliopsida, Myrtales, Myrtaceae. The record is from RefSeq and is a predicted model, not a curated record.
GAAUAGCAGAAUCGAGGAGAAGAAAGAGAGAUUAUUAUAGCAAUUCCCUGAAUAAAACCCUAGAAAUCCCCUCCCCCCUCGAAGCCCCGAAGGAGUUCAGAAUCGCUCGCCGCGGCUAUCCACUGUCGGAAUCGAUCGAUCGUGCUCGGCGAAGACCGCCAUGGAUGCUGCUGCUGCUGCCGCCGCCGCUGCUCCUUGAUCAAGAAUCGUCUCUGCCAGAGGAGUUGAAGCCUUUUGUGAGAGAGAGAGAGAGAGAGUGGGAGAGGGUCGGGGAUGGGUUGCUUCCUCGCGUGCUUCGGCUCGUCGAAGGAUGGGAAGCGGCGGAAGCAGAGGAGGAAAGUCCAGCCCCGCGACCACCACCGCGUAAGCCUUUCUCCGCCGAGCUGCGGAUCCGGCCUUCUUCGGAAUUCGGGUGGCCGGCCGGUUGAGUUUGCCGUUUCAUCCGGGCAAGAAAUUCCAGCAAAGCCAGUCCGGCCGGUUGAGUUUGCCGUUUCAUCUGGGCAAGAAAUUCCGGCAAAGCCAGUCGCUUCGGUUUCUGAUUUGCUUGAUAAGCCUGAGGAGCCAUUGAGCUGCAGUACCCGGAAGAAAGUGACUUUCGAUUCGAAUGUUAAAACCUACGAGCACGUUUUGCCUCCUGAUGAUGAUGGUGAUGCUGGAAAAGAAAAUUUAUGGGAGAGUCGAGAUGUGGUCGAAUUGGAUGAUAAUUAUGAAAAGUUAAGUCAAGCUCAGUGUGCUUCUGAGGAUAGCUCGGUCGUGUCCAGCGUCAGAUCACACCCUCCGAACCACAGGUACCAGAACUGUAGAGACAGCGACGAUGAAGAUGGGGUCUUAGAUUGCAAUGUGAGCGAUCUUACUGAUGAUGAUUAUGAUGACGACCGUGACAGUGAGGAUGAAGGUCAGGACUCAAAUGAGAUUUAUGAGGGCGAUGAUGAGAUCGAAGAAACGAGGGCAGUUCACCCAACUCCUAGUGAGGUUUGCAAUCCUGAACAUAUGCGUCGGGAAUCUCCUUUAGCGGAGGUGAACCCUACUAAGUUGAAUGUGAAUGCUCGAGAUAGGAGCGUGUACAUCCAUUCGGUGUUGAAUCCUGUCGAAAAUCUGACUCAAUGGAAGGCCGUGAAAGCGAAGGGGACGCCGCUGCCAAAGCACCGAAAGGAGAAUUUGAGCUUUGACCAAGAAGCUAGGAUGUCAUUCGACACUGCACCAGCUUUGAAGGAAGUCUCAUUCAGUUUCAAGGCAAAACCAAAUGAGACAAAGAAAUCUACCCAAGAAGUACCUGUGGAUGCUAGCCUUUCAAACUGGUUGCCUUCCUCAGUAACUACGCCGAUUGAAAAGAAGAGCGCAACGACUUUGGACUCUGUCCAAGUCGAGACAUCAUUGGUAAAAGGAUAUAUGAGCUCACCGAGGAGCCAAGAAGAUAGACCGAUUUUGGGUGCAUUGACUGUGGAAGAACUAAGACAGUUUUCAGCCAAGUCUUCGCCAAGGAAAUCACCGAGCAGAAGUCCCGACGAGAUGCCCAUAAUUGGGACAGUCGGAACAUACUGGAGCCAGUCAGAUUCGGUGGGCAAUACUUGCUCAACUGCUUCUUCCUUCAAAGGAAUACCAAACACCACCAGCAAAUACAGAGAGGAUAAGAAAGUGAAUUGGCACUCCACCCCUUUUGAGACAAGGUUGGAGAGAGCUUUAAACAGGGGAGCUCAUCAACUGUAAUCCGUGCGUACACAUUCUGUAUGUUCUUGAGAUGGUUUGUGUGUGCUCACGUUCGUCAUUUUUUCCAUUCUUUUGUGAAUUCAAAUCUGUUUGGUGCGUGGUGGUAUAUGGUUUUGCUGAUGUUAUUCACUUUAUGUUCAUUGUUUGUACAAUUUGAUCUUUCAUAGUUACAUGUACCUGUGUGAUAAAAGAGUUUAUGUUGAACAGAUAUAGUGAGAUGGGUUUCUCUAUUGAGAGUGAAAUCAUAUCCAUGUGGUGUUAAUUCGGUUAUCGUA